Molecule: messenger RNA, 210 nt
Organism: Schizosaccharomyces osmophilus
Lineage: Eukaryota; Fungi; Ascomycota; Schizosaccharomycetes; Schizosaccharomycetales; Schizosaccharomycetaceae
Gene: mdm35
Product: mitochondrial phosphatidylserine translocation complex subunit Mdm35
Exons: 2
Coding region: 1-210 (69 amino acids)
Source: RefSeq, a predicted model, not a curated record
AUGUCUUCUUCCUUUUCUGAAGAGUGCACACCUGCAAAGCAAAAAUAUGAUACUUGUUUCAACGAUUGGUAUGUAAACAAGUUUUUGAAAGGAGAUAUCCACAAUAGAGAGUGUGAUGACUUGUUUUAUGAUUAUAAGCAAUGUUUAUUGAAAGCUCUGAAAGUGAAAAAGGUUGAGCCCUUGUUGGAAGCUGCAAGGAAAGAGGAAUAA